Molecule: messenger RNA, 2827 nt
Organism: Phacochoerus africanus (Common warthog)
Lineage: Eukaryota; Metazoa; Chordata; Mammalia; Artiodactyla; Suidae
Gene: TSHR
Product: thyroid stimulating hormone receptor
Exons: 11
Coding region: 1-2319 (772 amino acids)
Biological process (GO): G protein-coupled receptor signaling pathway
Cellular component (GO): membrane
Molecular function (GO): thyroid-stimulating hormone receptor activity
Source: RefSeq, a predicted model, not a curated record
AUGCCAGACACUGCAGUACCAUACCAGAAGUUGGAUGCCGACCAAAGCACCAUCUCAGUUGAGUUAAUGACUCCCUGCCCCAGUCAGGUGAACAAAGAAAUCUGGGGCUCCUUGCGACCUGGCCUGAUGACGGCUGGGAGGGUGAGGUACAAUGAUAGGUGCAAAGACCUUCUGGAAAAAAAUAUAAUGUUCAGAAAGUUUAUAGAGACUCAUCUGAAAACCAUCCCCAGUCGUGCAUUUUCAAAUCUGCCCAAUAUUUCCAGGAUCUACCUGUCAAUAGAUGCAACUCUACAGCAGCUGGAAUCACAGUCCUUCUACAAUUUGAGCAAAAUGACUCACAUAGAGAUUCGGAAUACCAGAAGCUUAACGUACAUAAACCCUGGUGCCCUAAAAGAUCUCCCCCUUCUAAAGUUCCUUGGCAUUUUCAACACUGGACUUAGAAUAUUCCCAGACCUGACCAAAGUGUAUUCCACUGAUGUAUUCUUCAUACUUGAAAUUACAGACAACCCUUACAUGACAUCAAUCCCUGCGAAUGCUUUUCAGGGCCUGUGCAACGAAACCUUGACACUGAAACUAUACAACAAUGGCUUUACUUCAGUCCAAGGACAUGCUUUCAAUGGGACAAAGCUGGAUGCUGUUUACCUGAACAAGAAUAAAUACCUGACAGUUAUUGACAAAGAUGCAUUUGGAGGAGUUUUCAGUGGACCAACCUUGCUGGACGUCUCUUAUACCAGUGUUACUGCCCUGCCACCCAAAGGCCUGGAACACCUGAAGGAACUGAUAGCAAGAAACACUUGGACUCUAAAGAAACUUCCACUGUCCUUGAGUUUCCUUCACCUCACACGAGCUGACCUUUCUUAUCCGAGCCACUGCUGUGCUUUUAAGAAUCAGAAGAAGAUCAGAGGAAUCCUUGAGUCUUUAAUGUGUAAUGAGAGCAGUAUUCGGAGCCUGCGUCAGAGAAAAUCUGUUAAUGCUGUAAAUGGUCCCUUUUACCAAGAAUAUGAAGAGGAUCUGGGCGACAGCAGUGUUGGGAAUAAGGAAAACUCCAAGUUCCAGGAUACCCACAGCAACUCUCAUUACUACGUCUUCUUUGAAGAACAAGAGGAUGAGAUCAUUGGUUUUGGCCAAGAGCUCAAAAACCCCCAGGAAGAGACCCUCCAGGCCUUUGACAGCCAUUACGACUACACAGUGUGUGGGGGCAGUGAAGACAUGGUGUGCACCCCCAAGUCAGAUGAGUUCAACCCCUGUGAAGACAUAAUGGGCUACAGGUUCCUGAGAAUCGUGGUGUGGUUCGUUAGCCUGCUGGCUCUCCUGGGCAAUGUCUUUGUCCUGGUCAUCCUCCUCACGAGCCACUACAAACUGACGGUCCCACGUUUUCUCAUGUGCAACUUGGCCUUUGCAGAUUUCUGCAUGGGGAUGUAUCUGCUCCUCAUUGCCUCGGUGGACCUCUACACUCAGUCUGAGUACUACAACCAUGCCAUCGACUGGCAGACAGGUCCCGGGUGCAACACGGCUGGUUUCUUCACCGUCUUUGCCAGCGAGCUGUCAGUGUACACACUAACAGUCAUCACUCUGGAGCGCUGGUAUGCCAUCACCUUCGCCAUGCGCCUGGAUCGCAAGAUCCGCCUCAGGCACGCCUACGCCAUCAUGGCUGGCGGCUGGGUUUGCUGCUUCCUGCUCGCCCUGCUGCCUUUGGUGGGGAUAAGCAGCUAUGCUAAGGUCAGCAUCUGCCUGCCCAUGGACACUGAGACCCCUCUUGCCCUGGCGUAUAUUAUCCUUGUUCUGUUGCUCAACAUAGUUGCCUUUACCAUCGUCUGCUCCUGUUACGUGAAGAUCUACGUCACAGUCCGAAAUCCCCAGUAUAACCCAGGAGACAAAGACACUAAAAUUGCCAAAAGGAUGGCUGUGUUGAUCUUCACUGACUUCAUGUGCAUGGCCCCGAUCUCCUUUUACGCCCUCUCAGCACUUAUGAACAAGCCUCUCAUCACUGUCACCAACUCCAAAAUCUUGCUCGUUCUCUUCUACCCACUUAACUCCUGUGCCAACCCGUUCCUCUAUGCCAUUUUCACCAAAGCCUUCCAGAGGGAUGUGUUUAUCCUGCUCAGCAAGUUCGGCUUCUGUAAACGCCAGGCUCAGGCAUACCGGGGUCAGAGAGUGUCUCCAAAAAACAGCACUGGUAUUCAGGUCCAAAAGGUUACCCAAAACAUGAGGCAAAGUCUCCCCAACAGGCAGGAUGACUACGAACUGCUUGAAAACUCCCAUCUAACCCACAAAAAGCAUGACCAAAUUUCAAAGGAGUAUAAGCAAACAGUUUUGUAAGCUGACAGUGGUAGGGGGACUUAGGCUGGUGUCUUAGGAGCAUGCAUUCCAACCAUUGACAUACUCAACACACAGCUGACCUAACCCUUCUGCAGGUAAUGUUCAUCUCUGGAGGGGGACUAGCACUAACCUAGUCAUCACCUCCAAGACGAAAGAGAGGCUACCAGCAUGUCUGAAUCCCAGGUGAUAGCAAACUAAUCUAUACUCUCUGGGAGAUUUGCUAGAUGCUAAAUGCAACAAUGGCAUCAUAUAAAAUGCUUAAUAAGUAUCAGCUGAGUCAUGUUGACAUUGAGCUUUCACACUUAUAUGUAACAUUUUGUAUUAAAGAUUCAGCAAAUGGCCCAUGCUGUUGACUUGGUUGUUGACCACCAAAUAAAACUGGCCUCAUGUUGGCUCAGUUCAACUUCAUGUUCCCUGAUACAACCCAAGAGACUAAAAAGUCAAACAGGACAUCAAGCAAGGAACAGUUGUUUUGAGACAUGAAGGAGGGCAAAGGCUUAGCUUUGAG